Uloborus diversus is the source of this 550-nucleotide messenger RNA. RefSeq names its product NADH dehydrogenase [ubiquinone] 1 alpha subcomplex subunit 7-like. The record is from RefSeq and is a predicted model, not a curated record. Bases 95 to 454 code for a protein of 119 amino acids. Lineage: Eukaryota; Metazoa; Arthropoda; Arachnida; Araneae; Uloboridae. Gene Ontology annotation, biological process: ATP synthesis coupled electron transport; mitochondrial electron transport, NADH to ubiquinone. The transcript has 4 exons. Gene Ontology annotation, cellular component: mitochondrial inner membrane.
GUGAAACAAAUAUUUGUUUAUAAUUUUCAGGAUAUUUGAAGGAGUAUUGGAUUUUGGAAAGUUUGUUGCUCCAACGCUUUGGUUUUAUAAAGUUAUGGCUGUGCCCCCACGAGAUUUGUCUCCUUUUUUGAGAUGGUUUAGAAAAAUUUUACUCGGAAGAGAAUUCAAAAACUCAUUACGAUUUCAAGACAAAGUAGCUACUAGGUCACCUGAAGCCCCUAUUCUCCCAGAUGGUCCUAGUCACAAGUUGUCUGAAAAUUAUUACUUUACACGAGAUGCUAGACAUACAGCUCGUCCUCCGUUGGUGCUGAGUGCAGGUAUUCAGAAAAAGGCUGUCACUGAUGGAAUGAAAGGAGAUACUGCUUCAAAAGCUGUAGCAAGUAAAACCUUGAAAACCAUUCUACCUGGAAUUUCAUACAAAUGGCAAGAGGUUCCUGAGGAGCAACGCAAGUGAUUUUGUUAUUGUGUAGGUUCAAACUAUAUGACUAUUUGUUUUACUUUGAAAUAAAGAUUUAUUGUAAUGGUGAAAAUAAAUAGUUUUCUCCCUUGU